AAAAACAACAAAAACUCUUAACUAGACACCCACAAAGUCCAACUGCAUAGACGACAACAAAAACUUCAAUUGACCCCACAAAAUAUUUAGCUGUGGAAAAUGUUUAGAAUUUGAAUAGUGUUGUAAAACGUUUAAUGAACAGCUGUUAACUGAUAAGAAUUUAAAAAAGAAAAUAACAAAGUACAAAUUUAGCUUAGAUUUUGAUUAGAAAGUAAAAUUAGAUAAAGACAAGAAAUGACUGAGGAUGAAUUAGAAAAGAUUUAUAGACCUUCGGCUACCUUAAUAAUAGCGGCUAAAACUAACAAUAACCUAGAAGAAGGCUACAAUUAUCAAUUUUUACUGGCCAAACGUGCUGCUGCCAUAGCCUUUGCUCCCGAUCAUUAUGUUUUCCCCGGUGGAGCAUUCGAUGCAAAAGCCGAUGACAAUAUUGAAUGGUUGCAAUAUUUCGAAGCAUUUGGCAUUUCAAAGGAGGAUUUGCAAAAACUAAGUCUACAGCAUUUACCCAAUCGUCCCAAACCCCUAAUGACGAAUGGCCGAAAUUUGUGUCGUGAUAUUUCCUUACGUAUUACUGCCAUUAGAGAAGCCUUUGAGGAGGUUGGUCUGCUAUUGUGUUUAAAUCGUGAUGAUUUGAGAAGUAAACACAAAAUCCAUAGUAGUUUCAAACAUAAUUUCGAUCGUUCUUAUUGGCAAGAUAAGGUGCAUAAUAAUGCAUUGGAAUUUUUAAAUUUAUGUAAAUAUAUGGAUGUUGUACCAGAUUUAUGGUCUCUACAGGAAUGGAGUAUGUGGCGUAGUCCACCGGCAGCUAGAAAAAAGUACGAUACUGCGAUAUAUAUUGUGACAUUAGAGAACCAACCGCAGUUGUUACUGGAACCGACUGAGGUAGAAAAGGAAUUGUGGGCAACACCUACUGCUUCUCUCAAACUUUACAAAGAUCGCACUAUAUGGUUGGCACCUUUGCAAUUUUAUGAAAUCUCUCGAUUGUCCAAUGUCUUAAAUUGGUCUAAGUUGCAAGCUUUUGUAAAAGAGCGUAAUUCCAAAGGUAGUACAUUAAUAAUGCUGGCUUAUUUUAGAUGUACGGAUUAUUUAGUGGGAACUUUACCUGGUGAUGAUUGCUAUCCCGAAAAUCAUUUAGAUCACAAGGAAACUGUGCAAUUAUCCUGCACGGAUAAGGAAUUUAAGGCAAAAACUAAAAAUAUUCAUCGUAUAACAUAUUACGACAUGUAUGAAUUGGCUGUAACAUGUAAUAUUAAACCCAUAGAUGGACAUUUAAGUCCAGUUUUAAAUAUUUUGGAUAAUAGUAAAUUGUAGAAACAUUUUAGAUUAUUAAACGACUAUUAUCUCAAAAUAUAGUUAAGUUAUUAAAUUAUUACUGGAGUUUGAA
This is a messenger RNA of Lucilia cuprina (Australian sheep blowfly), 1381 nucleotides long. RefSeq names its product acyl-coenzyme A diphosphatase NUDT19. Gene Ontology annotation, cellular component: mitochondrion. NCBI's taxonomy places the organism in Eukaryota, Metazoa, Arthropoda, Insecta, Diptera, Calliphoridae. The transcript is spliced from 4 exons. Gene Ontology annotation, molecular function: hydrolase activity, acting on acid anhydrides, in phosphorus-containing anhydrides. The record is from RefSeq and is a predicted model, not a curated record. The coding region runs from base 235 to 1308 and encodes 357 amino acids.